UACAUUUUAACCACAGCUUGUAAGACACGGCGUGGAGUUUGAUCCUUUGGCAAGUCGCUAAAUCGUGACACGCUGCAUUGUUUGGGUCGGACAGCUCCAGUCGAGGUCCAGCUGGAAUGAUCCAGUAUUGCGUUGAGUGAAAGAUGAGCUUUGGCCCUGCAGCGGAGCACAGCGGCACCAUGGGCCCGUCUCCAUCGCCCUCUCCAGGAAACCCGUCCACUCUGGGGACUGUGGACAUCGUGGUGCUGGUGGUCUACUUUUUACUCAUACUGGCUGUUGGCUUCUGGUCCAUGUGCAGGACGAAGCGCAGCACGGUGGACGGAUACUUCCUGGCUGGGAAGAACAUGACAUGGUGGCCGGUGGGUGCUUCGCUGUUCGCCAGUAACAUUGGCAGUGGACACUUCAUUGGCCUGGCCGGGUCGGGCGCGGCUGCAGGCAUCGGCGCCAUCGCCUACGAGUGGAAUGGCAUGCUGAUGGUGCUGCUGCUGGGAUGGCUCUUCCUGCCCAUCUACAUUGCUUCUGGGGUGACAACGAUGCCGGAGUAUUUGCAGAAGCGCUACGGUGGCAGAAGAACUCAGCUGUUCAUAGCCGUCCUGUCCCUGUUCAUCUACAUCUUCACAAAGAUCUCGGUGGACAUGUACGCGGGCGCCGUCUUCAUCCAGCUGGCCCUGCGCUGGAACAUCUACCUGGCUGUGGUGCUGCUGCUGGCCGUCACCGCCCUCUACACCGUAGCAGGCGGCCUGGCUGCGGUCAUCUACACCGACGCCGCUCAAACCGCCAUCAUGCUGGCCGGGGCGCUCGUCCUCAUGGGCUUCAGCUUCGCGGAGGUCGGGGGCUGGAACGCGCUGAUGGAGGGAUACGCCCGCGCCGUCCCGUCCGUCGCCGUGCCCAACUCCACCUGCGGCGCCCCUCGAGACGACGCCUUCCACAUAUUCAGAGACCCGGUGAGCUCGGACCUGCCGUGGCCCGGCCUGCUCAUCGGCAUGUCGCUGCCCUCCAUGUGGUACUGGUGUUCUGACCAGGUGAUCGUGCAGCGCUCUCUGGCUGCGAAGACCCUGAGCCACGCCAAAGGAGGCUCGCUGCUCUGUGCCUACGUUAAGAUCCUGCCCUUCUUUGCCGUCAUGCUGCCGGGGAUGAUCAGCAGGAUCCUCUACACAGACGAGGUGGCGUGCGCUGACCCAGAGCUGUGCAGACAGAUCUGUGGGAACCCGGUGGGCUGCUCCGACACGGCCUACGCCAAACUGGUCAUGGAGCUGCUGCCUGCAGGACUGCGGGGUCUGAUGAUGGCGGUGAUGAUCGCGGCCCUCAUGUCCUCUCUGACCUCCAUCUUUAACAGCUCCAGCACCAUCUUCACCAUGGACCUCUGGAAGAGUUACAGGUCACAUGCAUCUGAGUGGGAGCUCAUGAUUGUGGGCAGGGUCUUUGUGCUGCUCCUGGUUGUGGUGUCCGUGCUGUGGAUCCCUGUGGUACAGGCCAGUCAGGGAGGGCAGCUCUUCAUCUACAUCCAGUCAAUCAGCACCUACCUCCAGCCCCCAGUCUCCAUCAUCUUCCUCCUGGGCUGCUUCUGGAAGAGGACCAACGAGAAGGGUGCAUUCUGGGGCCUGGUUGUCGGUAUGUUGGUGGGUUGCACUCGCAUGUUGUUGGACUUCAUCUACCCUGCCCCGCUGUGCUACGAGGAUGACAACCGGCCCGUGGUGUUGAAACAUGUGCAUUACCUCUACUUCUCCACCCUGCUGUCAUUCAUUACCCUAAUUGUGGUCGUUGGAAUCAGUUUGGCCACAGAGGAGCCCAAACCUGAGCAGAUCAGUCGCCUCACCUGGUUCACAAGAUUUGACCCUGUGACGCCCAAAGAGCACGUCUUCUCAGUGGAGCAAAGCAGCAGGAACUUGGACAUGAACACCACGGCGGAGGAUGAGAUGGAGGAUGAACCAGUGCGCUCCCUCAGGAAAGACCGUCCGUCCUCCGCCUGCAGCAUCGGGAGCCAGUCCAGGCUGAUGUCUGCCCUCUACUGGCUGUGUGGAAUGGAACGGCAGAAGGAGGGAGAGAGUGACGCGCCGCCGCCUGCACCUGAACAGGCCGCCUGCUCUUUGGAAGAAAAGCCACGUCUACAGCACGUUGUAAACGCCAACCUCAUCAUUUGCCUCUCUGUAACUGCCUUUAUCGUUGGCUACUGGGCUUGACAGGUACAGUACACGGUCACUGCCCAGAGUUAUGUACAGAUUUUAGUUUUCUUUUUGCAGAAUAUGUAAAUGCAUUUCCCUGCCAGUUGAAUAUGACCACACAAUGGCUGUCAAAACAUGUGGUUACUUGUGUUUUAUUAGU
Molecule: messenger RNA, 2322 nt
Organism: Betta splendens (Siamese fighting fish)
Lineage: Eukaryota; Metazoa; Chordata; Actinopteri; Anabantiformes; Osphronemidae
Gene: slc5a11
Product: solute carrier family 5 member 11
Exons: 16
Coding region: 144-2180 (678 amino acids)
Biological process (GO): transmembrane transport
Cellular component (GO): plasma membrane
Molecular function (GO): D-glucose:sodium symporter activity
Source: RefSeq, a predicted model, not a curated record